AUGAGCGAGAGUGCAGCCGCCGAAACGGCUCCUACAGCCUCCGCCAGCACCAAACCCAAGGCUCCCAAGAAGAAGAAGGCGGCGGCCCCCAGGAAAAAACCAGCCGGUCCCGGGUUGGGCGAGCGGAUUGUGAAGAUUGUCGGGGAGAACAGCGAUCGGAAGGGGACGUCUCUGGCCGCUAUAAAGAAGGCGCUGCAGAGAAGCGGGGUCAAUGUGGAGAAGCAGAAUGCACAGAUCAGGAUGGCUACCAAGAGGUGCCUGGCGAAAGGCUCCCUGGUUCUGGUGAAGGGCCAGGGCGUCUCCGGCUCCUUCAAACUCCCAAAGAAUCAGGUCAAGGCAAAAGUGGGAAAGAAGGCGAGACCCGCAGCAGCCGCCAAGAAAGCAGCCGUGAAGAAAACAACGGCCAAGAAGGUGGCAGCGAAGAAAUCCCCAGCCAAGAAAGCAACAGGAAAGAAAGCGGCCGGCAAGAAGGCAGCAACGCCAAAGAAAGCGGCGAAGAAAGCAGCGCCUCAGAAAAAGACUCCCGUGAAGAAGGUGAAAAAGACCAAGAGCCCCAAGGCCGCAAAACCGGCCCCGAAAUCGGCAAAAUACUUGAAACCAGUUGAUGCAAUAUUUCCUCAGUACAAAGCCGAGUGUGCGCAGUUGCUUCCAACUAACAGCAGGCACGUUCCUGUGAUCAGAAUGGAGAAUAUCUUUCCCGUAGUCAGAGCGGAUUGAAUCAGACUUACAUUGAGCUCAAUUUCCAGAGACUUGACCGAGGAAACAACCACCCAAUCCCAACUGAGAAAAGUACAACACCGUGCUCAGUGGCAUCAUCAGUGGAGCCUCCAAUGAGUCAAUGUCAUUCCACUCUUGAGUUGAAUUUAUACUGUUAUGGUCCAUUAUGAGACGGAUGGACAUGUUGCAUUUCAUUUGGCCACGAAGAUUGUUUUGCCAAGAUGUCAACGUCAGGCCAAAUGAAAAGUAGGACAACAUGGAGAGUGACAUAAAUUGAGGACUCAAGGGCAGAGUCAUUAAUUAGCUCAGAGAAAGGGUGUUUCAGGUCGGUGAAUUUUUCUUGUGCCUCUGUCUGGCUGUUUUUCUCCAUUCGGUUUGCUCACUUCCUCUCUCCAUCUCACUCUCUCCCACUCUCUCUCCCUCUUUCUUGCACUCUUGUCUCUCUCUCAUUCUUUCUGUCUCAGUGCCUCCCCCUCUCUGUCUCUUUCAUUUACUGACUACCUCACACACAUUUUCCGUCUGUCUCACUCUUUGUCCUACGUCUUGCUCAUUUCCUCUCUGUGUCUCUCACUCACUGUCAUUCUCCCUCUUUCUGUAUCUCUCAUUGUUUGUGUUGAACUCUCUUUCUCUGUCACCAUUCCUCUUGCUCUUUCUCCCUCUCUGUCAUGUUUCUCUAUCAAUCUCUCUCUCCUUGUCUCCGCCUCUGUGUGUCUCUCUGUGUCUACUGUCUGACUCGCUGUCUCUCUUUCUGUCUCUCACAGUAACGCUCUCCUCUCUCUCUCUCUCACCGUCUUUCUCACUAUUGCUCUCUCAUUGUCUCUCUGUCUCUCAUUCUUUCCCUCUCUAUGUCUGUCUCACUGUCUCUCUGACUCUUUCUUUCUGUCUCGCCCUGCCUCAAACUCUCUUUCUCUCACGAUCUUUCUUCCGCAUAGUGUGUCUCUCAUACUACCUAUUUCUCACUCACUGACUCCCUCUCUCUCUCACACAUUUCUCUCUCUCUCUCUCUCUCUCUCUCUCUCUCUCUGUUUGUCUCUCACAGACACAUCAUUCUCUCUGUCUCAAUCGCUGUCUCCCUCUCUUCCUCUCACACUUUGUUUCUACCUGUCUGUCUCUGUCUCUCACACACACACUGUUUCUUUCACCAUUUGUCUCCCUACUCUGUCUCUCUCAAUGCCUCUCUGUGUGUCUUUGUCUUGCAUUUUUUUUUUAUUUUUGCUCUUUCUCUGUCUAUCUCUCUGACUCACUCUGUGUAUCAGCCUGUCUCCUCCUUACUGUCUCCCUCUCUUUCUGAAGCAGCUUGCUGAAUUCAUGGCAUUAUAUUUCUAAAUACCUGGUUUGACAAGGUCAUGUCAAAUGCCUGCAGGUCAAGAAACAGCAGCUCAGUGACGAUGUAAUAAAGUCUGAACUCUGCAGGCCAGUGUCUCAAUCAGGGGGUGAUUAUCUGGCAAUUGUGUUCCAGGAGGCAGAAGCGUAAGCUUGGUCCUGCACUUUGGAUUCUGUCUGCACUCAGAGAUAGUACAAUGUCUGGAUGAGAGUGCAGGGAGUCAGACAGAAACCCCGCAGUAGCAGUGGAGAAAGCUCAGCUUUUUUGUUUUGGUGUAUUUGCUGGCUAAAUCAACCGUGAAUUAUCCAGCACAAAUUGUCUUCAAAAUUAUUAAAGUAAACCCUCGAAACUGAGCAGGUCUGGCACCAUCUGUAAGAAGAAAACAGAUUUCCUGCUUCGAGUCUGGUGACUCUUCAUCACAACUGACAGCAGUCAGGAAUAAAUGGUAUUUAUCCUGGAGACUGGAUUUGGGGUGGUAUGGUGGAGAAGGGGAGGGGUGAGAAGUGGUGCUGAUAGAGUCCAAAGAGAGCGCGAUAGAGAGAGAUGUAUGAAAAUAUUUGCUUUUAAGAGUGAUUUCUUCUGCUUGGUUUCUCUUCACGAGGGGGUUGUGAAAGAGGUGCUGAGGUGUCUGCUCCAUGACAUGCAGACGAAGUAUUUUUUUUGUGUGUAAAGUAAAUGAAAGAAGCAUCCUCAAUGCAGCCUCUGAUGAAGUGUCGGUUUUCCUGCCUGGCUUUUAAACUCUGGGGUCUGUUGUGAUGGAUCGCCUCACAUCCAGGUUUCUUCUGCAGCGGAAUGCAUGUGGGAUCGAGUUCAGUGUGUUUAUUCACAGCCUGCUUUGUGGAGUGCCAUGCUUCCAGGAAUUCUGGCGCUUGCCUCUGCCUGGCCUGUCCCAGGAUCUUGAUGUUGUCCCAGUCGAAGUUGUGGUUCUCCUUGUCCGUGUGGAUUGAGAUGAGUGAGUACUGGUCGUGCCUUUUGUAGCCAGUUGGUGUUCAUGCACUCUUGUUAUUAGUUUCCUUCCUGUUUGUCUGAUGUAGUGUUUCACGCUGUCUCUGCAGGGGAUCUUGUAGAUGACACUGGUCCUGUCCAUGGCAGGGAGUGGGCCUUUAGUUCGGGUGAGCACAUGCAUGAUGUGGGGAGCUGCUGUAGUUUGCAGCGGGGCAUUGACAGCAGGUCAGCAAUUCAUACUGGGAACUCGAAAAUAAACACAAAGAUCUGCACUUGACGUAAUGUGUCACACAUCAGCAAAUGUGCCUCCGUGGCUUGGUGGCGUUCACAAUAUUAAUACGGACGUGACGCUCUCAGUCUUGUGAGGGACACAGGAGCCAAAGUAUUCAGCCAGUCCUUCAGCAGAGCCAGUUGUAGCCUGUGUACUUGUGUAUAUAAUGAGGUGUCUAAUUCCAGAACUCAUCAAACAUUGAUGCGUUCAGAUCUGUGGAGUUGGGAGAAGCCUCCCUGCCCCGUUCCCUGCCACCACAAUCUCAUGCUUUAAUUUUACUUGCAAAAUGGAAAUCAAGUCCAAAUUCGCUGACAAUUGCACAGUGCUUUAAAUCACGCUCAUUAUUACAUGGGAAGAGCCUGAAAACCCUGUGGAGCGCCCUGUCAGAAAAAGAAGGACCCGAAGGAGGGAUGGCUAUUUGAAGUGCGGGUUUUAUUGUUUUUAUUUUUAUGUUUUAUUGUUUUUUAUUGUUCGGAAAGUUCAGCACGAAUCGGUGCCGGUGGUUUUGAAUCUCUCAGGUAUUCAGUUACCAACGUGGUGUCCAGAACAUUUCCCUAACAUUUAUAACGAAUUGAUCAAGAUAUUGUUCAAUGAAGAGGUUUACACAAUCAGAGAGAAAGAAAGUAACAGAGAAUGUAGACGAUUGAUCGGAGAUGCUGCAGACACAUGCGGUUCACCGUUCCUGCAUGAAUAGGAUAGACAAUGAUGCGACAAGUGAUCAAUUAACUCAACUAACUUCACACUUUAAAGGGAUAUUAGACAGACUAAAUGAUCAUAUUGAAGUUUAUGGUCAGGUCAGAACAUUAAAUAAAAUGGAUGUGAUUUCAGGUGAUUAACAAAAGCGAAGACUGAAAAUCCGUGUUUUGGCAGGAAUGGAAUGGGUUCGGGAUACAUUUGAUGUGUACAGGUGACAAACCAUUAAAUGUUACAACAGUUGGAAUUUUUUGGGUGAUCCAAAGUACAACCUGUAUGAGAGUUAGGGAGGUUUCCUUAUGCAGGAGAACAAGGGGACACUUUGUAGGGACACCCAUUACAGAAUCCCAAUAGAUUGAUAAAAUUAUUAUUUGUCCCAAAUCAAUGUGCACAACGGACAAACCAGAUGUAGUUUCAAUUCCAGCGGUAAUUAGACUUUUGACUGUACCCUUGAAGGUUCACAUAUCACUGGAGAGAGGGAAAAAAAAUGUGGAGUUGAAUAUACAGGUGAGGGAAUUAAAUGUAUGUCAGAAGGCUUAAUAGAUAAUUUUUUUCAUAACAUGUCUUGUCCCAUCACUGAGUCGACAUUUUGAAUUGACUCUCAAAUGCUCAUGUGCCAAGGAAUAAUGGAAUUGGUGAACAAGAAAAAAUAAUUUAUUAUUUUUGUCGACACUGACUUCUGUAGAGAAAUGAUUAUAUCUUCUCACAAUUCGCAAAACUAUGCGGUCCAGAAGCCCCACAUGAAAGGAACAUUUGAAAUAAAUAAAAGAGACUUUCACACAGGCAUACAGAUGACAUGUUAAAUUUCAGUCUGAUGCUCACUGAAUCAAGAAAGAUCUGUCAAAAAAUGCAGUAAUGUUCUUGGUGCAAUGGCAUCUGGAAUUGGGGAGGUAAUAUAUGUACGGUCAGAAGGUUUUGUGUUUUCUCUCAUUUGUUUUGUGGAUUUGAUGUAUAUUUCUGUCACGUUUCAACGUUGACGUCAGCAACAUGUGCAGCACUUGAAAUGGGAAUUAGUUCUGUUCAGAAGUUUUAAUUUUAUAACUAGGAAUUUGUCUUAUUUCACAGUAAUAGUUUAUUAUCUUUUUUGACAUGAUUAUUCAUCUGUUUACCUUCUGACCAUGUUUAUUACUUUAUUACUGCAUUUGUGUUUUAUUUAUCAAUCACUUUUCUCUAAUUAAUUGAUUCAUUACAGUUCAUGUAUAUCAGUAACAGAUAAUGAAAAGGUGCACUUUCAAAAUGUACAUAGUGUAGUAAAUCAACUCAGAAAUAAACCAAGAUACCGUGAAAUGUCCAGUUAUACUCAAAUUUAUUUAUCCUAUUUAAACCGUGAGUAAAUAGUAGCGCCUGUAAUACUACAAAAUUCAGAGACGUACUAAGAGUUUAUGGAUUGAACUACUUGUCUGGAAUAACCAGUAAAGGAUCAAAGACAGGAAAUUGCACUGGCGAUUAAGAAUACUUGUCUGGAAUAACCAGUAAAGGAUCAAAGACAGGAAAUUGCACUGGCGAUUAAGAAUAAUUAUCAUACCUUGCAAAUAAUGAGUACAAGAUAUGUGAGCAAAAUUACCUCGACACUUGCUUGAUAACUGGUAGCCUUAUGCAACAAGAACAAAUGAUUGCCCUGAAGCAAAAAAUAAGGAGUUACUCGCAAGAAGCUGUGAUUCAGCAUACAGUCUUAUUCCGAAUGUGACCUGAAGUGAGAACGACAGCUCUUGACGUCAGGCUGCGUUCCACUGAGAGUGGCGUCAAGAAGCUCUGGCAAAACUGAAUCAAUGGGUUAACAGGGUGUAAACUCUCCGCUAGUCAGAAUAUUUGCUGGUAAAUCGGAAGUUGACUGAGGCUGGUUUAAAUCAGUCAUUUCAGCUCCAGGGAAUUUCUGCUGGAGUUCCUCAGGGUAGUGCCCUGUAUCUUCAGCGGCUUUAUCAAUGGCCUUCCCUCCAUUACAAGUGGGGAUGCUCACCAACGACUGCACAAUGUUCAGCCCCAUUCAUGACGCCUGAGAUACUAAAGCAGUCCAUGUUCAAAUGCAACAAGUUUUGGGCAACAUGCAGGCUUGGGCUGACAAGUGGCAAUUUAUCUUCACACAACACAAAGGAUAAGCAAUGACUAUCAUCAAUAAGAGAAUAUUUCAGUAUCACUGGUUGAUAUUCAGCGAUGUUACUGUCACUGAAUCACCUAUUAUCGACACCUUGGUGUUCACCAUUGAACAGAAACUGAACUGAAAUUGCCAUAUGAAUAGGACGGCCACACAAUUCCCAUGAGUGGUUUGGAAUACUGUGACCAUGAAAUCACCCCCUGACUCCUCAAUCCCUCUCCAGAAACUGCAAUGCACAAGUUACCAGUCAGAUGGGGAACCCUUCUCUUUUCCGGGUACAGCUCCAACGGCACUCAGGAAGUGAGACAGCAUUCAGGACAAAGCUUCUGUUUAACUGGCACGACAUCCACAUGCAGCCCCGGCCUCCCCCACCAACACUGAGUCACAGUACUGAAUACCAUCUACAAGAUGCACUUCAGAAAUUCACCAAAGAUCCUCAGCGAGCAUAUUCCAAACCCACGACCAUUUUCACAUUUGUGGGACAAGGGCAGCAAAUGCAAUCGAACACCACCAUCUUCAAGUUCCUCCCCAAGCCACUCAGCAUCCUGACGUGGAAAUAUUUCACGAUCUUUCGCGUUCACUGCAUCAGAAUCCUGGAAUGCCCUUCCCAAUGCCAUUGUGGGGAGAGCAGCUGCUCAAGAAGGUAGCACACCAUCACUUUACCAAGGGCAGCUUGGGAUGGGUCACAAAUAGAUAAUGCACACAUACUACAAAUAAAUAAAAGUGUAAAGGAGAUGGGGCAUUUCAUCUGAUGAGGUAGUAAAUUGCAGAUUUAUGAAGACUGAAAUAGUAAUUAAUAGUUUGAACGAAAUACUCAACAUGACCGUCAAUAACAUACCUCCACAAACCUGAAGGACAGAAAUCUGUGUCAUAGUUCAAUCCAGAGCUUUUUGACAGGAGAACCCUGGAGAACAACACUUCACAAGCAUCUAUCUAUGGGCACUAAGAGACAGACACUGUUGGUUGGAAUCAUAGCGAAUAUUCACUAUGAAUUAGUUCAAAGCCACAUUGGGUUGUGAGGCCUAACUUGGUGACUUGAGUAGCCUCAACUUUGUUGCGAUAUGCAAUAGAAUUUAAGUUAAUUGUCUCAGUAAUUGUGUGUGAAAUUUCUUAAUAUACAGCCAAACUAAGGACAGAUUGUGGUAAAUUUCUAAAGCAACUCUUUUCAAGGUAAACCUGUCAUAAUUGGGACCAGGUCGAGCACUUGAACUACGAAGGCCGUGAGGGGUUAUUGACCUUGCCCAAUCAGGACAGCAUUGUCUGGCCAAAAUAACCAGACGAUUAGAAUCUCGAGAAUUGUCUCCGGGCUGGCCAAAAGUGUGCUCUAGUAAAUGAAGGGUGCCUGAUGAUGGAACCCAGCCUCUGUGCUGUUUUUUUUUUCAAAAGAGUUAAGGGAAAAGGACAAAGUGUUGUACGAGCGUUGAAAACAAUUGGCUAUAUCUGUGAUUAGCACAGGCAUGCUGUUUGCUGGGAGAGAGGGGAUAAUACUUAAUAACGGAACAAAAACAAAGUUGGUGGAAAACCUCAACAGAUCUGGCAACAUCUGGAAAGGAAAAAAAGAUAACAUUUUUGGGUCCGGUGACCCUUCCUCAUUUUGAUACCAUGCUGCCUCGUGGCACAAAGUUUUAAAAAAAAUCUGUAGAAGGAAAAUCCUGAGGUAAAGGGGUUAAUUUCAGCAAAAGCUGUGCUUCAAACACACACUUCAUGCCGAAUGUAAAAUAAAACAGGGGAGCUACUUCUGACGUGAACGCAGGUGCCAGACUUGCUGUCCCAUCUGGAGACAUCAGAAAAGUGGACGGAAUUUUGAAGGGAUCAUUAUCAUAAACCAUAAAGUUUCAC
This is a messenger RNA of Stegostoma tigrinum, 7881 nucleotides long. RefSeq names its product histone H1-like. Gene Ontology annotation, cellular component: nucleosome. Gene Ontology annotation, molecular function: structural constituent of chromatin; DNA binding. Gene Ontology annotation, biological process: nucleosome assembly. The transcript is spliced from 4 exons. Lineage: Eukaryota; Metazoa; Chordata; Chondrichthyes; Orectolobiformes; Stegostomatidae. Bases 1 to 717 code for a protein of 238 amino acids. The record is from RefSeq and is a predicted model, not a curated record.